AGUUCCAGGGCUGCCACCCGCGCGAACAGGUGGUCGCCGCCCCUCACGCUACUGCGCCUCUGAGCGGCUAGCGACGUUUCUUUUCUUUCUCUCUGGCCCCGCGUCGAGCGACCUGGGAGUGGUGUGUGCGACAAGUCCAGUUAUUUAUGUGCAUCAGCCUUGCAUCGCAUCCCCGUUCGUACUGCAUUUUUUUUUAAGCAGGCAGUUAGUUUACUUUCUCCGGUUUUACGUUUUAUUUUUUACUUAACGCGUAUGUGUUUUUGUUUUGAUCCAAGUAGUAAUUAUUUUUUUUUAUCUUUAGAUGUAGAUGAUAGGAGUGUGUAGUGUUUCCAUAGUUAAUCUUGGUAUUCCCGAUUUUGUGUUCUAAAUGGUAUAGACAGAGGUGAUGAGAAUACUCAGGCAUGCUUAAAGAAAAUUGUACAUUUAUUAAUUAGUCCCUCAGCAGUUCUUGUUAAUAAUGUAGUCUAGUUUGGAUUGAGUACGUUCAUAACUGUAGUAGAUAGUGAAAGAAAAAAAAAGACUUGUUGCAUUUUCGAGUAGGUACCUUACCAUGUGUACACUGAGAAGGGGAACGACAAUUGUCUUGGUACAUCUCAGACAGUAUUAAAAAAAAAAAAAAAACACGCCAGCAACUUGUUGGAUGUAUGAGUGGUUGUGAAUUCCGGCCCAACAAUGCCGCAGCAGUCCCCAGUGAACGAGGACUCCAUUCGAUUGGAAACUCUGGGCAAGUUGACACAGAACGGCGGUUUGGCGGGCUCAGGUGACAGUCAGACCGCAAUCAACAAGAGGUCUUUGUACGAGCACAAUGGAGUGGCAGUUUGCUCGCAGAAAAGAGCACUGUGCAUUGCCACCAUUGUGUUUGCCACUUUAUUUGCCGUCUCACUGAUCAUCGCCUAUGCCGGACCCCAGAAUGCCUGCCCGUGCGCCGGGGAGAAGUUGGCCGGCCUGGCGAGCGAGGCGGUCUCCAACUCCUCCGCCCCGUUUGUGCCCAUCGCCACCAACAACGAGGUGUUCCCGUGGAACAGCGUCAGGCUCCCGACGUUCGUGCGGCCAACCCGGUACAACAUCACCAUCCACCCCAACCUCACCACUCUCGACGUCAAAGGUCAAGUCACAAUCGAGUUUCAAGUCGACAAAGAAACCAACUUCAUCGUCUUCCACAGCAAAAACUUGACAAUAGUGAACAAGGCCGUGCACAACGGGAAGGGGCACGCCCUCCCCGUCACCAGGUUCCUGGAGUACACCGGGGCCCAGCAGGUGUACCUGGAGGUGAAGGACAAGUUCCGCCGGCGGGGGAACUACACCCUCUACAUACGCUUCAACAGCCGCCUGUCCCGGGAGCUGGAGGGCUUCUACCUCAGCAGCUACGUCAACGAGGACGGCGAGACGAGGUACCUGGCCACGACGCACUUCGAGCCGACCUACGCCCGGUCUGCGUUCCCCUGCUUCGACGAGCCGCAGUUCAAGGCGCGCUUCAAGAUGUCCAUAUUCCGGGACCGCUUCCACAUCGCCCUCUUCAACAUGCCCAUCAUGAGCACAGAGGACGCCGGCUUCUACAUGGGCACGGGGCUGCUGAGGGACGACUUCGAGGAGUCCCUGGAGAUGAGCACCUACCUGGUGGCCUUCGUGGUGUGCGACUACAAGCGCAUCAGCGACCUGACGGAGAGCAAGGUGUCGGUGUCCGUGUACGCCCCGCGGGUCAUGAUCUCGCAGGCGGAGUUCGCGCUGGCCACCGCCGUCAGCGUCAUGGACUACUACGAGGACUUCUUCGGCAUCCCCUACCCGCUGCCCAAGCAAGACCUGAUCGCCAUCCCGGACUUCGCGGCCGGCGCCAUGGAGAACUGGGGGCUGAUCACGUACCGGGAGACGUCCAUCAUGUACGACAGGAACGAGACGUCGGCCGCGGGCCACCAGUGGGUCGCCAUCGUCGUCGCCCACGAGCUGGCCCACCAGUGGUUCGGCAACCUGGUGACCAUGAAGUGGUGGAACGACCUGUGGCUGAACGAGGGCUUCGCCAGCUUCCUGGAGUACCUGGGCGUGGACCACGUGAGGGGCAGCUGGCGGAUGAUGGAGCAGUUCAUCCUGGACAAGACGCAGCCGGCGCUGGGGCUGGACGCGCUCGCCAACAGCCACCCCAUCUCCGUGGAGGUCCACGACCCCGCGGAGAUAGAGGCCAUCUUCGACACCAUCUCCUACAACAAGGGAGCAGCGAUACUCUACAUGCUGGAGAAGUUCCUUCAGCUGGACGUCCUGAAGAACGGCCUGAAGGACUACCUGAACGCACACAAGUACGGCAACGCGGAGACCAAGGACCUGUGGAACGCGUUCAGCAAGCACGCCAACCAGUCUGUGGAAGUCAAGGCGGUGAUGGACACGUGGACGCGGCAGAUGGGCUUCCCGCUGGUCACGGUGAACCGGGCGGGCGGCUCCGUGAACGCCACCCAGCGCAGGUUCCUGCUGACGGGCGACGUGAGCGACGCCUCCGACGACGACGCGGACCCCUCCGCCGAGUCCCCCUACGGCUACAAGUGGUACGUGCCGCUCAGCUACUACACCAGCGAGUGCCCCGACGAGGUCCACCACGUCUGGAUGAACAUGAGCGACGUGAGGUUCGAAGUGAACGAGACGGUGGAGUGGAUCAAGGUGAACGUGAACCAGUCCGGGUUCUACCGCGUCAUGUACGACGAGGAGAUGUGGACGGCCAUCAUCCUCGCCAUGAGGCAGAACCACUUGAUAUUCAGCGCGGCCGACAGAGCGAGCCUGAUCGACGACGCCUUCACGCUGUCCAGGGCCGGGCUCCUGAACGUCACCAUCCCGCUGGAGCUGUCUCUGUACCUGGCGCGGGAGCGGGACUACGUUCCCUGGGCCACGGCCCUGGAGCACCUCCAGUCCUGGAGCCGGCUGCUGGCCGAGUCGCCCCCCUACAAGCUGUUCCAGGACCACCUGCGCUUCCUGCUGCGGGCGGUGGCUCGCGACGUGGGCUGGGCCGACGCCGGCCCCCACCUCCGGAAGCUGCUCAGAUCGGAAAUCCUGACGUCCGCAGUGCUGUGCAACAUCAACGAGACUGUGAAAGAAGCCAAAGGCAGGUUCCAGAGGUGGAUGGAAAAUGGUGAAAGGAUACCUCCAAAUCUUAGGGAAGUGAUCUACAUUGCAGGUAUCAAGUACGGCGGUGACCGGGAGUGGCAGUACUGCUGGUCCAAGUACAACUCGACGGUCGUCCCCAGCGAGAGGAAGCUGCUGCUGAGGGCUCUCGGGGUUGCGUCCGACCCCUGGAUCCUGCAGAGGUACCUGAAGACGACGUUGGACCGGGACCUGGUGAAGCCGCAGGACGUGAAGACGGUGCUGGCGAUGGUGGCCGCCAACCCUGAGGGACAGCUGCUGGCCUGGCGCCACCUGCGCGCCCACUGGCACCACGUGAACUCCGUGUUCGGCAACGGCACCUUCGCCACGGGCGGGCUCAUCGCCGCCGUCACCUCCCACUUCUCCACCGAGUACGACUACCAGGAGGUGUCACUGUUCUUCCGGAACAUGAACGUGGGGUCGGGCAGCCGCGCCCUGCGGCAGAGCCUCGAGACCAUUCGACUGAACAUCCACUGGGUGGGGCAGAAUGAGGAGGCCAUCUACGCCUGGCUCAGCCACCACCCGGCCAGGUAAUGAGUCGACCGCCCAGGUAAUGAGUCGAGCCACUCGCGAGCCGACGGCCCACCAGCAUUUAGCUCUCGUCGACUGCGUCCACAAUUUCUCUCCGUUGCGGCGUACACCUGCGUUCAUGAUGAUCCGAACACUUGAGAAAUAAAACUUAUAAAAAAUUCAUUAAUACCCUGAGUCCAAAGUAAGGGAAAUAGGCUUGAUGGGCCAAGUCCUUUCCUUCUGAUCGCAUCCUUCUCUGGAUAAAAUUUAUGUUUUUUGGGGAAAAAAAAAACUCCCCUUCAUUAAUUUCCAGAUUCGCCCACUGUAAAAAUAUCUUCUUGCUACGGAAAACAAUUUAAUUCAGACAUUGUCACAUGCCCUCCUUGUGUUUUUACUAAAUGUUUCGUCUUUAAAUUGGCAGCUAUUGAAAGCCACUUAUUUUGCUUCGUGCACAAUGGGGGUAAGAAACUGGUGCUCGGUCUGGAGCCACUUACUAGUUUCGUGGCUACGUGUUUUCUGGGGCCCUUGGCCACAGGUUGUACGGAUGCACCUCUGGUAGAAAAAAAUGAAAAGCAAAACGAGACUUUCGAAAGUGUUCAUUCAACCAUGAACCGAUGAUUACGUACAUUUCCCAGAUAUCUAUGACAAACUGUAACAAUUUGGAACAUUAUGUCUGGGUUACUUGCAAUUUCCAGCCAUACACUAUCCUUAUGUCUAACAUAAGUCAAGAAAUAAUAUAUUCUUGAUUUUUUGCAGCUACUAAUUUAUCUCUUUUUGGUGAAUUUAAGUCAUAGUUUAUUAAUGGUUUCAGUACACUGUAUGAUAAAAAGAAUAUUAUGAGUCUGAAUAAUAAAGGUUUACCAACAACCAUUUAACAUUGUAGAAUUCAAGUUCUCAUUAGUGACUGAACCUAAUCUUAUUUAUUUCUUAUGCAUUAUAAAAAUGGUGCAUUUGUUUAGGUUUAUGCUAGUGCUUUUUUUUAUUGGAAUCAAAUUUCAAAUUGUAUACUGAAUUAUUCAUCAAGAUCAAAUAUUUUUCACAUAAAAUCCAUUGAAACUAGUUUUUUUACACUUUACAGGAGCCCAAGAAAAUUUGUGUGAAAACAGUUUUUAUAUACAUAUAUCCAUAAUACAUAAUAAAAACUGUGUACAAAUUAAAUGUUUUACUUAGCUACAAGUGUUGAAAAUCAAAUGUGCAGUUUGUCAUUUAUUUUGGAUAAAUGUAUGGAAUUGUAACCAAUAGCAUUUUUGUGGACGUAAUUUGUGUAUGUGUACUUUGUAAAAUAUACUGUAUUUUAAAAAAAUCUGUGUCAAUUUUAAAUGUCAGUCUACAUCACAAUUGAUCCAUAAUGUCCAUUGUUGUUAAAAUAAAACUUUAGCAAUUACGUCUUUAAAAUAGUAUAUUUCUUAGCUGGUGGAAAGUAGCUUAAUUUGGUCCAUGUUUUUACAAUUAGAUGUAAAUAAAUAUAUGAACAUACAUAAAAUAUUUUUAUGUGACUAUUUGAGUAGCCAGAUGUAUGUAACUAACAUGUUUGAUUUUACAUGCCAAACAAGUUUGUACUUUUAUUUACGAUCAAUGAAUGAAGACGGUAUGGAAAAAGUAUCAGACUGUUAGAUUUGUAAUUUUAUAUGAGAACACCACUUGUAGCAGAAAAAUUUGAAUGUGUGUGUGUGUGUGUGUGUGUGUGCGUGUAGCUACAAGUUUGUCAUGUCCGAGUGCUUUAAUAGAGAUGUGGACAAAAGAGGGGUGAUUUCCAUAAAAAUAAAAUCAAUGCACACUUACAAAUUAACAGGAAGUAGCCACUUUGCAGUUGUAUGUGUGUUGUCAACACUUAGCUACUGAAAUCUGAAGGAACUGAUUUGAAACUGAUUAAAACUAUAUAAUUUUUUUCUAUGAUCAACCAACCAAAAUCAUAGGUGACGGAUGCAUUCACAAAUCAUCAAGUUCCUUUCAUUCUUGUCUUUACACUUUGUAGUCCAGUCAAAUUAGACAUGAAAAUGGGGGGGUGAACGAUGCAGAACAGUCAUUGCAGGACCAAUAGUGUCAGAUACAUCUUUUCAAAGUUUGGCCAAUUCUUCAAGUUAUUUUUUUUAAAAAAAAGCAAAUUUUCAUUAUUUUCAGUAGAUUUAUGUUCCUGAAGGCCUAGUUUAUUGCUAGAAAAUCCCCUCCCACCCUCUCAGACUCUGUUGGGGUCUCCCGGGACUGACUGCACUAUUGAUACAUUCUUCAGUACCUUAACUCAUGUCUCAAUGAGCACUAGAUAAUUCGGGUAGGCACUGCAGGUGAGAAUUGAACUUAGGUCUAUCAUACAAUCAGUGGUAGAUACAAGAAUAUGUUUAGGGAGGGGGGAGAAUUAAAAAAAUUAAUACUUGAACACAUGUAUGUAUUACUAUUGACACUAAAAAAAAUUGGUUGUCUAUAAAGUCGGUUUACGGACGAUAGUUUAACGUGAUGUCAUAACAAAACAUUAAUGAAAUGAUUGCAUACUUUUAUGAAUAAAAUUUAAUCAUUUUUAUUGAAUUAUCACUAUUUUGUAUGGAUACAAAGAAGGAGUGAAAUGAAAUCUACAAUUUAACUGAUAAAUUUACUUUUAUUUGCACUCAUUAAUUGAAAUAUAUUUAUUACUUUAACGAAGAGAUUAUUUUAACUAUAACUUUCAUACAUGUUUGCUAUUUAACUUCUUCCAAUCUGUGUUAUUCUGUUAAGGAUAGGACGAUGAUAGGAAAAGUAGGAACCGAAUGGGAGUGUUUCAAGUUUAAUGUGCCUCGAAAAAGUCAAAUCGAUGGUUGUUCCAAUCGAGUGGAAGAGAGAUAAAUGUGGCGCAAGCGUACAAUGAGUGUAACGGGACAAUGUGCGUAAUGGGACAAUGAGUCAUCCUUUUUCGUGCAUGCAGCCGGCGUUCAUCGAUUUAUUAGACGUUGUCACGUCAAAAAAUUAAUACUUGAACACAUGUAUUAAAAAAACAUGUACGGUAUUACUAUUGGCACUAAAAAAAACUUGACAUAUGGGCCUACAGAUUAGCUGUAGGCGACGUGGCUUCUCACACAGUCUUCACUGAUAUUUUACAAACUUCUUUCAUAACUUCGGGGGGUGGGGGAUUCCCGUUUUUCCCCUAUGCAUCUGCCGUUGCAUACCUAUGACUUGAACUGGUGUGCACAAUUCCUUCUUUUAUUAUUAAAAAAAAUGAGUGCAUGUACAUACUUAUUGUACACGCAUUAGAAGUUAAACUUACUUGUUGUGAUAAAAAACUAAUUUUGCAUGCAAAUAUAUAUAUAUAUAAAAAUGAAACCCAUUUUCAUUGGUCACGGCAUCACGCGUGAACGGCUGGACCGAUUUCACUAAUUUUUUUUUUUUGUUGUGUUUGCUAUGGUCAGGAGAAGGUUCUUAUGAAAGAAAAAAUUAAGAAAAUUGUGCGGAAAAUUAGAAAAUUUAAGAAUAAUGAAUUCCUAUUUCCCUUGGUCACGCCAUCACGCGUAAAUGACUGAACCGAUUUCACUAAUUCUUUUUUUGUUGUGUUUGUUAUUGUCACGAGAAGGUUCUUAUGAAAGAAAAAAUUUAACGGAAAAUUAGAAAAUUUAAGAAUACUGAACCACCAUAUAUAAAAUUAUUUCCAAACUAACCCAACACUUUGUACAAUAUAAGUAUUUUUAAAGUAACCUUAUGACAUUCAGCUUUAAGCGUUUACAGUUUCCAGUGCGGCUUGCAUUUGCAAUGUCAAUAAAUAAAUCGCAAGGGCAGUCGCUAAGUGUAUGUGGCAUCAACCUAGAAAAUCCAUGUUUUUCACAUGGCCAAUUAUAUGUCGCCUGUUCCCGUGUCGGAAAACCAUCAACAUUAUUUAUUUACGCGCCAGAACAUAAAACUAAAAAUAUAGUUUAUCAAAAAGCAUUAGAGUAGAGAGAAGCAGUGAGGGGUACAGAGACUAUUAGUUGAUUUAUAGAGCGCGCGUGGUAUUGAGCUCAUUGUUUACUUAAAAAUGCCAAGUUGUUCAAUAGCAAUUUGUAAAAACAUUAGUGGAAUUAUUGAAUCCUAUGGAAUAAACACUAUUUUGACAAUAUAUAUUUUGUUUUUUAUUUAAUUAAAUUAGUAAGGUCCUUUUCAGUUAUAGUGAUACCAGGGAAUUAUGGAUUCAUUUUUAUAUGGAGGAUAUUAUAGAUUCCAGUUCAAAUCGAAUAGGUACUCAUACCUAAGAUAGGUCAGCUAUACAAAAUAAAGUAGUGCAUCAUUGCUACGCUAAGGCGGUACGAAGUUCGCCGGGUCAGCUAGUAAUUAAUAUAAAUAAAAUAAUAAAAGGCCUGGAGCGAUAUUAUGAAUACAGUUGGUUAAGUAUAAAUUCAAUCAAAUUAAAAAAAAAUAAAA
Messenger RNA from Bacillus rossius redtenbacheri, 7986 nucleotides. Its product is annotated as endoplasmic reticulum aminopeptidase 1-like. The coding region runs from base 673 to 3654 and encodes 993 amino acids. Gene Ontology annotation, cellular component: cytoplasm. The transcript is spliced from 17 exons. NCBI's taxonomy places the organism in Eukaryota, Metazoa, Arthropoda, Insecta, Phasmatodea, Bacillidae. Gene Ontology annotation, molecular function: zinc ion binding; metalloaminopeptidase activity; peptide binding. Gene Ontology annotation, biological process: peptide catabolic process; proteolysis. The record is from RefSeq and is a predicted model, not a curated record.